This is a messenger RNA of Panthera uncia (snow leopard), 3731 nucleotides long. RefSeq names its product solute carrier family 25 member 36 (gene SLC25A36). The transcript is spliced from 5 exons. Lineage: Eukaryota; Metazoa; Chordata; Mammalia; Carnivora; Felidae. The annotation marks the transcript as partial. Gene Ontology annotation, biological process: pyrimidine nucleotide import into mitochondrion. Gene Ontology annotation, cellular component: mitochondrion. Gene Ontology annotation, molecular function: pyrimidine nucleotide transmembrane transporter activity. The record is from RefSeq and is a predicted model, not a curated record.
AUAACAUUUUUCUCUUUCAGGGUGAUCUUGGAAAAAGAGGGGCCUCGUUCCUUGUUCAGAGGAUUAGGCCCCAAUUUAGUGGGGGUGGCCCCUUCCAGAGCAAUAUACUUUGCUGCUUAUUCAAACUGCAAGGAAAAGUUGAAUGAUAUAUUUGAUCCGGAUUCUACCCAGGUACACAUGAUUUCUGCUGCAAUGGCAGGUUUUACUGCAAUCACAGCGACCAACCCCAUUUGGCUUGUAAAGACUCGGUUACAGCUCGAUGCAAGGAACCGUGGGGAAAAACGAAUGGGCGCUUUUGAAUGUAUUCGUAAAGUGUAUCAGACAGAUGGACUUAAAGGAUUUUAUAGGGGCAUGUCUGCUUCAUAUGCUGGCAUAUCAGAGACUGUUAUCCAUUUUGUUAUUUAUGAAAGUAUUAAGCAAAAACUACUGGAAUAUAAGAUUGCUUCUACAAUGGAAAAUGAUGAAGAGUCUGUAAAAGAAGCAUCAGAUUUUGUGGGAAUGAUGCUAGCUGCUGCCACCUCAAAAACUUGUGCCACAACUAUAGCAUAUCCACAUGAAGUCGUAAGAACAAGACUACGUGAAGAGGGAACAAAAUAUAGAUCUUUUUUUCAGACACUGUCUUUGGUUGUUCAAGAAGAAGGUUAUGGGUCUCUUUACCGUGGUCUAACAACUCAUCUGGUGAGACAGAUUCCAAACACAGCCAUUAUGAUGGCCACCUAUGAAUUAGUGGUCUACCUUCUCAAUGGAUAGCAACUUCAGGCUGCUGUAUACUAUGAAGAGGGAAGACCAAAAGAUGACAGUGGACCAUGCAGUAUCGAAGCCAGCAUGGUGGACAGAAGAAAUAGUUUGGGAACAUGUAACUAUGCCUAAAGGAAAGUUUGGUUGUAGGAAUUAAAGUAAUCAUAAUAACCGCAUUACUUGGUCUUUUCAGUAAUGUGAAAAAAACCUAGGCUGCCCAAGAAAAAGCCUUUAGAAGCACUACUUCCUCCAAAUUGCCAUUUUCUCUACCAUGUCCAUGGGACAUAGUUGCAUUUUGUUGAUUUAUGGCACAAUAUAGUGUUUAUUCCAUGAGCACUUUUUCAGUCUUCUAAUAAAGCCAUCCAUAAUUAUAUAAAUAUUGUAACUAUCCAAAGAUAGUAUUGACAGUCAUAAAUGUCUUACCUCUGGCUUCUGUGUAAUUUCUGUAAAAUUGUAAAAUAACAAUAAGUGAGAUCCUUAGUAUUGUUUUCACAUUUCCUUGAGAGGAUCUGGAAUAUUUUAAAGUUAAUUAUUUGGCAUUAUUCAUCACUAGUUUUGACAGCUAAUGAAAUAGUAUCUAAAUAUCUUGCGUACUUUUAGCUUUAAAAUGUUUUGGUUUCCACUGCUAACAGGAACAUGAUGUUUAGCAUAAUGUGGACACUUAAAUUGUUCGUUAACAUAUCAAACUCAGUGGUAAUAGUUUGGGACAGAAGAAACCAGUAAAAUGUUGAUUCUUGGCCAUUUCAAUAACUUGAGCAUGUCCUCCGAUCUUUUCUAUCUUUAUGAUACGUGAAUGACUUCAGUUGUCUUUUCAGUGGUUUAUUAGUUAUGGACUUAAGUUAUCAUCUAUCAUACUUAGGUAUUAUUUUCUUAAAGUGGAAAAAAUUUACCACUUCUGAAUCUUUCUCCAUUAGGAAUUUGAACCUUUGAAUUAUUUCCAGAUGAUCAAUAUAAAUUGCAUUUAUUUUGUAGAGAAAAUGGUAAUUUUCAGCUUUGCUGUAAUAGGUUUUUUUUUUUUAAGGUGGCAUUAUAAAUAUCUGGGGCAGUAUAAACAUCGAAGAGGGGCCCUUUGCCAUCUGAUCGAACAGGUGGUGAUCCUAAUUGACUUACAAUUUGUAAAUGAACAAACUGCUUUUGACAAGAAAUGUAUGCUAUCCUAAUUUCUUGAAUGGUAAAUCAUAGAAAGAUUCAAGUUAAUUCAGAUUCAGUGUGCUAACAGGAUAUAGCUUUUACAUUUUGCUGUUGAGUUCACCUGUACCUCUUAAUACUUAAAUGUAUUAUAUGUAUGGCCUUUAUGAAGAUGUUUGCUAUAAUUCUGUUAAGAGACUUUGCUAAUGGAUGUUGCUAUACUGGUGUAUAAAACAUCUACAAUUAAACUCCAGUGUGGUACUCAUUUCAGUAUAGAUGAACUGUACAUUUUGUGCAAUGGCUUUAUCUUAAGAAUGACUCUUUGUGAAUGCACUUUGUGGCCUUUUUUGGGGGGGUGGUGGUGGGGUGAGAGUAACAGAGAAUUCCACUUUAGGAUUAUUUUUUUUUAAACAUUGGUCAUGUAUUAGGCAGAAACAGUGUUCAACAAAACAUUUUUCUGGGUUUUAGAUACAGUGUUUUGGAGAUCUUUAAUAACAUGAAUGUUUUACAUAUUCUAUGUACGCUCUAGUGCCCCUAAUAUAGAAAAUUGUAGCACGUCAUUGCAAGCUUACUCUGUUGUCACCAAUGAAACACAGUGCCCUCUUAAAUUCCUCACCUUCUUAACUCAUUAUAAUCAACAGUAACUGGAUGUUUUUGAGGUGCUUUGAUUGGAAUUUAAAAAUAUUCCAAUCUCUUUGGAGACCAAAGGCAAUUUCAGUUUCAUUACCUUUGGGAUUAUUCAUACCUUUUAUGGUGACUUUUAGCUUUGACAUUUAUUGUGAGAAACAUGCCAAAAAAAAAAAAAAAAAAAGCAACCCAAUAAUGGGAGUUCUAACUUAAAUCUGUAGAGAAAGUCUCAAUCUAGAGUGUUUGCCUUUUCAGGUGCCACUUAUACUGCCUAAUACAGUGCCAUUUGCCUUGUGAAGAUGCAUAAACAUUAGUUGUGCUGAAUGUAGGACAGACAUUCUCCCUAAUCUUAAUGAUCUCAGUACACCACAGAUAAGAUUAAGAAUGAUCUGAAAACCAGCAGCUAAGGAACAUCUUAUUAUUUAGCUGUAGCAAAUUCAUAAUAAGUGUCCUUCAAGGAUGAACAUGUAUUCUAUUCUGGUUUGUAUUUAGCAAGUAAAACUUAUGUUGACCUUUAGUGCAUUAUAUUCUGCUAUAGAGUAUUCUCUAUGUACUGGAAGAAAAGAUGUUAAGAGUCUUUUUUACUCUUUUUUUUUUUUUUUUUAAUGUUUUUAUUUAUUUUUUGAGAGAGAGAUUUACAGACUGUGAGCAGGGGAGGAGCAGAGAGAGAGGAAGACACAGAAUCUGAGGCAGGCUCCAGGCUCCCAGCUGUCAGCACAGAGCCCAACACGGGGCUUGAACCCACGAACCGUGAGAUCAUGACCUGAGCCAAAGUCGGACGCUUAACCGACUGAGCCACCCAAGCGCCCCAGAUCUUAGAGUCUUAGAUUUUGUUUCUUUGUACAACAACUGGAAAGGAGCAAUGAAGCUUUUUUUUUUUUUUUUCCCAAAGCACAAUCUGCUAUAGUUUACUUUAUGUGUGAUAGAGAUAAUUUUUAAAAAAAGACUAUAUAUAAAAGUUGUGUAUAAAAUUUGUCUCUGAAACAUUUCUUUGGAGAUUUUUUAAUUGAUGCAAAUGUUUAAAAAAAUGCAUACUUAAAGGAUUGUUUGUUUUUUUUAACUGUUUUGUUUUCAUCUAUUUUCUAUCAGAUGACUUUUUAUUUCUUGCAUAGAGAUAGGCAGCACUCUUCAGACUGGUCUGUACUUUUAUUAUGCAGUCUUCUCAGAAAAUUGAAUUGAACUUAUUCACGUUAAAGAAGUAGAUACUGAAAGAUAUGCUCAUAGAGCAGCAGAUAGAA